UGAGCUGAGCACCUGCUGAGCAACAUCACAAGACAAACAAAGACGCUGCAAGACAAAACCGCUGUCGACUGUCACCAUGAAGGCUGCUCUCGCCACCAUCGCUGUCCUCAUCCUGGCUCUCGGCUGCACCUCUGAGGCUGUGCAGGUUGAAGAGAACGGAUUGACUUUGUCUCUGGCAGCCGUCAAGAGGCUCCAGGAGCUGAUGGAGAGCAGCGACGUGACAGGACAACAAAGCCCACGACUCAGGGCGAGCUCUGCGUCCGUCUGUGCCGACCCCAUGCUGCCACAGGAGCUCCUGCCCCUCUGUAGGCAGAGGGCAGCAUCCGCGUCCCUCGGCAGACUAGCUUUGGUUCCCAUGGACGUCUGUGAGAUCUGCGCCUUUGCUGCCUGCACUGGCUGCUAAACAAAUGCAGCCAGAAACAUCUUGCCCAGCUUAAGACUUGUGAUUCUUCUCCUCCCCCCUCAAAACUAUAUCAGGGACUUUCUCAAAUGUUUGCCUGCAAUGUUGAGAUGAUGACUUUAUGUUCCCUGAACACAGAGGCUCUGACUCUGGCCCAUUGGGUACUUUAUACAUUUUAAAGUUGCCGUUAGACAUAAAACUACCCCAAACACAAAUCAGACAAACUGAGGUAUGUUGUUUUGUAAACUGUUAAUUUGUUACCAUACAUUAUAAUUUUGGAAUUGACACUGUUUGUUACAUUUCUAUCUUACCAAGCUUUGUACCGUACACAUAUUUAAAAUAGAAGUUUCUUUUUUCCUCAUGUUUCUUCUUUUUUAUUACCAUUGUUUUGAAUAA
This is a messenger RNA of Anarrhichthys ocellatus (wolf-eel), 796 nucleotides long. RefSeq names its product guanylate cyclase activator 2B-like. The transcript is spliced from 3 exons. The record is from RefSeq and is a predicted model, not a curated record. Gene Ontology annotation, molecular function: guanylate cyclase activator activity. Lineage: Eukaryota; Metazoa; Chordata; Actinopteri; Perciformes; Anarhichadidae. Gene Ontology annotation, cellular component: extracellular region. Bases 77 to 403 code for a protein of 108 amino acids.